AUGAAAGAUGUUGGCUAUUUGCGAUUCUACUGGACAGCAAUUAUUACAGAUCGAAGAAAGAUUUUUGUAAAGAAUAGCUAUGAUAUCCAAAGCUUAGAUUUGUUGCAGGUGGCUGGAGAGUCUUCUACUACUGAGCUAAAGAGUCUUUACUCAAGUAAACGCAAAAUAGAGACUGUAUAUGACAAAUCUGAUGAGGUGAACAAGUCUGAGCAGUAUGCUACCGUUAUCAAGGAAAUCAUUCGACUCCAGGAAAAUGAUAAUGCAGCAGCUCACACAAAUCCCCUCUGGUGGGGUGUCCUUGACCUCCAAGCUGAGAAAAAGUCACCAUGUGUGGAUGUCCCUAGAGCUCAAGAAUUUCUCUCACAAGAGAAAGUAGUA
This is a messenger RNA of Paraglomus occultum, 378 nucleotides long. Lineage: Eukaryota; Fungi; Glomeromycota; Glomeromycetes; Paraglomerales; Paraglomeraceae. The record is from the annotation of a GenBank genome assembly.